UUGUGAUGAUACGUAACAGACGUACGAAGAGUAUUAAUCGAUCUAAUUAAAGGAGUAAUAAUUGAUUUAUGUCGCGUCAGUUUCAAGGAGCGUUAGCAACUACCUCGGAACCUUCUCCCAGUCCCGGUGUAUCGUAUCUAACGAAAAAUUUGAAUGGUUGUGAAUAUUACAGCUGCACACAGUGUUCUCUCGUAUCGCUGGACCAAAAUGCAAUCGAACAACACGUACGUGGAGACGAUUCUCCCAAUAAUUGCCGAAAGAAAUCGAAGUUACAGUGCUUUGGAUGCGCGAAUAUAUUCUUCGCGGAAGAUUCGUUGUUAUCGCAUGCCAUACACGACCAUCAGAUGACAGAAUCUUGCGCAGCAACUUUGAUCAGAAAAUUGAAUGUCCACAAUGAAAAAAAGAAUUCAACUGAACAGAGUGGAAUAAACAAUGAAAAUACAGAUAUCAAGGCAGUGAGUGGCAUAGAGAUCCCACAGAAAUCAUUCUUGCAAUCUUCGAAAUCUGAUGUAAUCACUCGUGAACCUGAAAUUGAUAAUCGAAGGCUAGACAUUUCGAUUCCCCUCGAGCAAGAGAUUAUAAAUGACUUGAAUGACUGUGAAAAUGAUUCUGAUGAGGAUGAGGACUACAAGGCUUCAGAAAUACCCAAGAACUGUAUAGAGAAGCAGAAUUCCAGAAAGAAGAAGGAUGUUAGAGUUCUGGGGUUUAAGUGUGGGACUGAGAGCUGCAAUGUUCGUCUGCUGGCAGAAGAGAACAUUUCGUACCACAAGAAGUGUCACAAUGCUGAGGCGAAAGGAGAGACAGAGGCCUUCAGGUGUCCAGAGUGCCAAGAGUUCCUUUCCAACCGUUGGAGCACAAUGGCUGGUCAUUUGUGGCGGUCACAUCUAGUUGAUAUGGAGCUGCACACCUGUGACUUGUGCAACUACAAAACUCCUAGUCUGAGUAAAUUGAUUCAUCAGCAUCGAGGGAUUCAUGGAAAUGAGAGGCCUUUUGUAUGUGAGUUCUGUGGGAAAGGCUUCAAGACUUCUAAGCAAUUGAGGUCUCACAAGACAUCACACAAGUCAGAUGAUAAGAACACUUUUCAGUGUGACAAGUGCCAAAGAGUAUUUAAGACUUGUAGAUUACUGAAAUUACAUGGUAAUUCAGCGCAUAAAGACUGUAAACCGUUCACUUGUAAUUUUUGCGAUUACUCUGCUGCUACGAGGAGCGGAUUGAAGCUUCAUUUAAGGAGACAUACAGGAGAAAAGCCUUUCUCAUGUGAUCAAUGUGCCUACUCCACUGGAGACCAUAACUCUCUAAGAAGACAUAAAUUACGUCACUUGGGAUUAAAACCCUAUAAUUGUCCACACUGCAGUUAUGCCUGCAUACAGUCUUCCACGUACAAAGUUCAUUUGAAGAACAAACAUCCAGGUCUAGAUGAGGGUAUAAUGUUCUCCUGCCAGUACUGCCCCUACCGAACGUUAAAACGAGAAAAAUUAUUGACUCAUAUCACGAAGCAUACAGAAUUCUCAAGAGAUGGCACACGAAAUGCCAAAGAUUGAAAAAAAAUGUAGAAUCAGUCCAAUCGUGAUUUAUUAUCAUCUGCGGAUUUCAACCGAACAUACACAGUGAAAAAAUCUUUCUCAUUAUCCAUCUUUCGAGCUCUGCUGAGUCUCCAUCCAAGUUCGUUCAAUUUUCCAUCGAAGGGCAGUGGAUCUGUGCAACGAUUCUGAUCUUUAUCAGGUCCAAUGAUGAAGAUUACUCUGCCAGAGUAAUUUUUCAUGUAAUCGUAAAAAGCAUCGCCAUCAUUGAAAUAACAAAAUAACAUCGCGUAGUUGGAUGGAAUGUCAACAGUAGAAUUAUCUUCACUGAUAAACAUGAUUUGGUUCAGGUACAUUGUGGGUGAGUACUUGCUCUGCCACCAACAUUUGUCUGCUUCUACUCCAAUUACGUCGCAUUCUUUAAUUCAAAUUCAAUUGGACUAUUUCAUUAUCGAAUUCAGUAAUGCAGUGAUGAAAAGAGAUAACUCUUGGAUAAACAGUAAAUUAUUUUAUAAAUAUCUUCGGAAGGAGGAAAUUCUAAAGAACGUUAUUAAAGGAUCUUUGUCGUAGAGAAUUUCAGGAGGUUUGGGAAGGUUUGGGGAGGUUUGGGAGCUUUUUCCUCCAAACCGUUUGGUUUCAAAUAUAUUUCAAGGAAUUUUCAUUUUCUUUGCGAUUAAUUUUCUUUUUAAUUCAAAAUUCAUCAAUUUAAAAACUUAAAAUUAAAUUAUUUUACGAUCUACUUCAGUAACGCAAUGUUAUCAUGAAAUAACUCUUGAACCAUUACGAUGAUUUUGAAAAUAUUCCUUAUGUAAAGAAAUUAUUGAAUUGUAGAAAAGACUUUGACUUCUUUCCAUAAAUCCACGAGUUCUGGAGAUUUUUUUUUCAAAAUAAUGAGAUGCAUAAUUCACCUUCUCUUGCAAUCAAUUUAGAAAAAUCAAAUUGAAGAAUCUCAUUACCGAAUGAAGUAAUGUAUUGAUAAAAGAAAAUAAUUCCUGAAAUAUCCGCCAAUUAUUGCGCAAAAAUCUCUGUAAGCAAGAGAUCCAGAGAAAUUAAUCAAGAGAUCUCUUGAGAAAAUUUAAUGAAUUCUGAAAAGUUCUCAGAAUGAUUUGAAUGAAAUUUUUGAACUCAUCUAUUAAAGAGUCAAUCUGUUGCAUUUUUUACAUAAUAAAAAGUGGUUUUAUCUGA
Messenger RNA from Diachasma alloeum, 2705 nucleotides. RefSeq names its product zinc finger protein 429. Gene Ontology annotation, molecular function: RNA polymerase II transcription regulatory region sequence-specific DNA binding; DNA-binding transcription factor activity, RNA polymerase II-specific. The coding region runs from base 69 to 1541 and encodes 490 amino acids. Gene Ontology annotation, cellular component: nucleus. The transcript has 4 exons. The record is from RefSeq and is a predicted model, not a curated record. Gene Ontology annotation, biological process: regulation of transcription by RNA polymerase II. Lineage: Eukaryota; Metazoa; Arthropoda; Insecta; Hymenoptera; Braconidae.